Messenger RNA from Acanthamoeba castellanii str. Neff, 438 nucleotides. Its product is annotated as oxidoreductase, putative. Bases 1 to 438 code for a protein of 145 amino acids. NCBI's taxonomy places the organism in Eukaryota, Discosea, Longamoebia, Acanthamoebidae. Gene Ontology annotation, molecular function: oxidoreductase activity. The record is from RefSeq and is a predicted model, not a curated record. The transcript has 5 exons.
AUGGAGGGCCAGAAGUUCAAGGUCUCGAUCAAGGUGAUUUCGGAUGUGAUCUGCCCCUGGUGCUUCAUCGGCAAGAGGAGGCUCGAGCAGGCCAUUGCCCGGCACUCGGACCAGUACGAGUUCGAGGUCAAGUGGCUCCCCUUCAUCCUGCAGCCCGCCCUGCCCCGCGAGGGAGUCGACCUGCGCACCCACCACCGCAAGCAGAUGGGAGCGCGCGCCGACGCCAUGCUCGACGACCUCAAGUCCACGUACCUGAAAACGGAGGAGGACCUCGAGUGGGUGAUCACGAUCGACCUCUUCUGGAAGGAGCAGCAGACCGAAGGCCUCCCCUUCUUCGUCUUCAACGACAAGAUCAGCUUCGCGGGCGGCCAGGCGCCCGAGGUGUUCGGUCAAGUCUUUAACGCCCUCAAGCAGCAGGCCCAUGCCGAGUCUUCCUAG